AUGGCAUGCGAGCAUAAAGACGCGUCAGGGAAAAAGCCGCCCCGACCGAAAAAUCGUGCGAGAUCCAAAAAGCGAAAUGCGAUACUCGCCCUCGUCGGCGGCGGCCAUAAUUUUGGCAUCGCCUUUGGUCUGGCUACCCUGGGGCACUUGUUUAUUGUUGUGCGCAAGCGGUCUUGGUUCUUUUGCGCCUUUCUCAUCGGUGGCCUGCUUGAAACGGCAGGGUAUAUUGCCCGAUUCGUGUCCUGCAGCGACGAAUCUGCCCUCGGUCCCUUCAUCGUGCAAACGAUCUGCAUUCUCGUCGCGCCCGCGCUCUUCGCCGCCUCCGUGUACAUGAUCCUCGGCCGACUGAUUCUCCACCUCAACGCUGCGUCAAUCUCCCCCAUAUCGCCGCGAUGGCUCACGAAGAUAUUUGUCGGCGGCGACGUGGCGUCCUUCCUGAUCCAAGUCUUUGGAAGCGGCAUGCUGUCGAAUGCCAAGACCACCAGCACGGGCCAGACGGUCAUUCUCAUCGGUCUCAUCGUACAAAUCUUGUUCUUUGGCUUGUUCAUGGUCGUCACGGUCGUUUUCCACCGACGCUUCGUGCAGGCCGGCAUGGAUCUGCGGAGGGAGCCGCAGCGGCGCGGACAAAUUGGCUGGAAGCACAUCAUCUACGUGCUGUACCUCGUGAGCGGCUUGAUCUUUGUGCGUUCCGUCUUCCGCCUGGUCGAGUACGCGCAGGGCCACGAGGGAGCGCUGUUGUCCAACGAGGUGUUCCUCUACAUCUUUGACUCGGUGCUGAUGCUGGGCGUGAUGGUCGUCCUCUUGUUUUAUCACCCCACCAAGUUGUUGACUGGGCGCAAGGAUGACAUAGCAUUUGAGAGUCUUUGA
Parascedosporium putredinis is the source of this 867-nucleotide messenger RNA. The record is from the annotation of a GenBank genome assembly. Lineage: Eukaryota; Fungi; Ascomycota; Sordariomycetes; Microascales; Microascaceae.